AUGAAAAACUGUGUGAUGAAUGUUAGCGAUGGUGAUGCAUAUUCACCAUCGAAUGCCAAGCUCGACGUCGGAUUAAUCUCACUUACUAUUUGUGAAUGUACCCUUCCCAGAGAUUCCAUUGAAUUGCUAUUAUGUGAAACACCGUUACUUCGACAUUUCAAAUUAGUUUGUCAUAGAACAACUUUCGAUUCUAUAUUUGAUGGUCUUGAUUGGGAGCUAUUCAUUCGAAAUAACUUACCCGCGCUGGAAAAAUUCGAAUUUUUCUUCUCUUAUCGCUGCAAACGACCGGAUCCUUUUCAUGGUCUCAGUUCAGGGAUUGCUUCGUUUCAAUCACGAUUUUGGCUGGAAGAAAAACAUUGGUUCGUGGUUGCUGCUAAUCCUAUAAAAUUGCCUGAAUUCUGGCUUUAUACAAGGCCCUUGAGCAACAUUGACUAUGCAACAUCACAAGCCAGAUAUGAACUAGCAUCGAUAAAUGAUGGCUAUCGUCUAAUUGCACGACCGAUCGAUGCAAUUUCUCACACCGAUCUCAACGUGAUUGAUUGUAUUAAAUUCACACAGGCACUUAUCAAGCUAGAUCUCGGACAGAAUACAAUAGACGAAGCGGGUGCUCAAUUUCUAGCUGUGGCAUUAAAAAUGAACACGACACUCACUUCAUUGUCGCUUAGAUCAAAUCUAUUCGGACAGAAUGGCCGACAAUGUUUAGUUAAUGCUCUAGAACAAAAUACCACACUCACUAUAUACGAUCUUGGAGACGAUCUAACUGAAACAGAAACUUCAAAUCUUUCUUAA
Messenger RNA from Rotaria socialis, 789 nucleotides. The record is from the annotation of a GenBank genome assembly. NCBI's taxonomy places the organism in Eukaryota, Metazoa, Rotifera, Eurotatoria, Philodinida, Philodinidae.